This is a messenger RNA of Rotaria sordida, 510 nucleotides long. Lineage: Eukaryota; Metazoa; Rotifera; Eurotatoria; Philodinida; Philodinidae. The record is from the annotation of a GenBank genome assembly.
AUGAAAUUGGAAGAGCUUUUAAAACAUGGAUUUAGAGGUGCUAUUUUGGCUCUUCCAUUUCUUACUACGUUUAUGGAUAAAAUAGCGACAAUAUCACUUGUUGAUGGUACUUCAAUGCAGCCUCUUCUUAAUCCGACUGGUUUACAUAGUGAUUGGGUCUUAAUAAAACGGUGGCAUAUGGAUGAUUAUUUUUUACGGAAAGGUGAUAUUAUAUCAUUUGAAUCUCCUCGCGAACCAGGUACAUAUAUGAUUAAACGUGUAAAAGCAUUAGAAAAUGAAAUGAUUUACGAUACAACAAAACAAAAAGAAACACGAGUGCCACAAGGACAUCUAUGGGUUGAAGGUGACAAUAAACGUGCAAGUUAUGAUAGUCGUCAUUUUGGUUGUGUUACUCGAGGUUUAGUAACUGGGCGAGCCUUAUAUAUUAUUUGGCCACCAAAACGUUUUGGUACUAAGUUAACAUUACUCAAUGACGACGACGACUCCGACAAUGAUGAUCAUGAUGAUUAA